This is a messenger RNA of Aspergillus tanneri, 321 nucleotides long. RefSeq lists its product as uncharacterized. The coding region runs from base 1 to 321 and encodes 106 amino acids. Lineage: Eukaryota; Fungi; Ascomycota; Eurotiomycetes; Eurotiales; Aspergillaceae. The record is from RefSeq and is a predicted model, not a curated record. The transcript has 2 exons.
AUGUACAACAUGUCCACUGUCCUCCUCACCGACGUCAACCGCGGUUCGUCACCCACCCUUGCAUCAGCGUACCCUGCACAUCCCAACCACAUUGUUAUUGAUGCCGCCUCCCCGUAUGCUGAAUCCCUACGCGACCUGCCGCGAGACCCUAAUUCGCGUCUCAUCCUGACCACACUGGAAUGCACCUCGACCGAUGACAUGGCCACCGCAAUGCAAAUCCUCUCUUCAGAGGCAACCACGCACCUGGACCUGGUCAUCACCGGUGCGGAAAUCUGUCCUGCUCCAGAUCCUUAUCUAGCAAACCUUGACGUAAUGACGUGA